Molecule: messenger RNA, 2058 nt
Organism: Peronospora matthiolae
Lineage: Eukaryota; Oomycota; Peronosporomycetes; Peronosporales; Peronosporaceae
Source: the annotation of a GenBank genome assembly
AUGACAACCCCCGACGCCUCGAGCGUGAAACAGCCGACGUGGUUUCCUCCGCGUCCCAUCGAUGGCUUGACCGAGUACUGGGCGACGCACUACCCCCUGCGUCUGUACAACAGCAUGACACGCACGAAGAAUGCAUUCGUACCUAUGCGGGGCAAGCGCGUGCUCUGGUACAUGUGCGGCCCGACAGUGUACGACCAGACGCACUUGGGCCACGGUCGCACGUACACGUGUUUCGACUAUGUGCGCCGCAUCCUCGAGGAGUACUUUGGACUGGAAGUCGAGCUCGUGAUGAACAUCACGGACAUUGACGACAAGAUCAUCCUCCGAGCCGCUGAGACUGGUUGGUUGGAGGCUCAUGUCGGCAAGGAGCUGCCCACGAAUAAGGACGAGAAAGCCAAGCUCGUGAUGGAGUGGGCGGCCCAGCAGCCUGCUGAAGGCAACAUGCGCCGCACGCGUGAGCUGUCCAAGUUUUGGGAAAAAUCGUUUCUGGACGAUAUGGCGGCAUUAAAUAUCAAAACACCCACGGUCAUUACUCGUGUGAGUGAGUAUGUGCCUGAGGUGGUGGAGUUCGUGAACGGGAUUAUCAACAAUGGCUUUGCUUAUGAGAGCAAUGGGUCCGUGUACUUUGACACGAUGGCUUUUGGUAAGUCAAAGGGUAAGGCGUACGGCAAGCUGCUGCCGGAGAAUGUUGGGCAGUCGGAGCUGCUUGCAGAAGGUGAAGGUGCGCUGUCUGCUGGACCGACAGACAAGCGCAACGUGAGCGAUUUUGUGUUGUGGAAAAAGUCCAAGAGCGGCGAGCCAUUUUGGUUGUCGCCGUGGGGUGAGGGGCGUCCGGGGUGGCAUAUUGAGUGCUCGGCGAUGGCGAGUGAUGCGUUGAAGCACCUUGCUGGCGGCAAGAUCGAUGUCCACUCUGGUGGCAUCGACUUGCGCUUUCCGCAUCACGAUAAUGAAAUUGCGCAGUCAGAGGCGUAUUUCGAUUUCUCGCAGUGGGUCAACUACUUCGUGCACACGGGCCACUUGAACAUUGAGGGCUUGAAAAUGUCGAAAAGCCUGAAAAACUUUGUAAAAAUACAGGAAGCGCUGUUGGACAACUCACCGCGUCAGCUGCGCUUCCUGUUCUUGCUCCAUAAGUACAAUGUGCCUAUGGACUAUAAUGAUAACUCGAUGGACGAGGCUGUGGGUGUUGACCGUUUCUUUACGGAGUUUUUCGCCAACGUUAAGGCGCGGCUCCGUGAGCUAGGUGUCGAAAAGACGCAGAAGUGGACGUCCGUAGAGAAGGCGCUGCAUGGUGCUCUGCUUGAAUGCAAGGAAAAAGUGUUCACUGCACUGAGCGACGACAUUAACACGCCGUUGGCACUACUGCAUCUACAGCAGUUGGCCAAGGAGGUCAAUCGUUACAUGGCGGGAGACACUGACAAGCAGACUUCCAUGUUGAUUCGUGCCAGCGCGGAAUACAUCACGCGUAUUCUAUCGGUGUUCGGACUCACCACGUCAGCCACGGACAUUGGCUUUCCGCUCAGCUCAGGUACCACUGGUGGUGCUGACCAAGAGACUGUGCUCACGCCUGUGUUAGACAUUUUUGCACAGUUCCGUGACAAAAUCCGCGAGGCUGCACGCUUUGCAGCUGCAGAAGGAGAUGAUAAGAAUUUGGCUAGCGUGGUGCUGCGUCUGUGCGACGUGGUGCGCGAUGAGAAGCUACCGUAUGCUGGUGUACGUCUGGAGGAUCGCUCUGCUGGCGCUGCUGUGUGGAAGUUGGCCAAUAAAGACGAGCUGCUUGAGGAGAUUGAGAAAAAGAAGCAGGAGAAGAUCAAAAAGGAGGAACUGAAGCGCCAGCGAUUAGAGGACGAGGCGCGCAAAAAGGCAGAGCUUACUGAAAAGGCCAAAAUUUUGCCGAGCGAUAUGUUUCUGGAAAUGAAAGACAAGUACUCCAAAUUUGACGACAAUGGUCUGCCGACGCAUGAUGUCGCUGGCGAGCCGUUGAGCAAGGGUCAGACAAAGAAGUUGGCCAAGGAACAAGCGAAGCAAAAGGCGCUAUACGAGAAGUACACAACAAAUUAG